This is a messenger RNA of Candoia aspera, 3030 nucleotides long. RefSeq names its product aldehyde dehydrogenase 1 family member L2 (gene ALDH1L2). Gene Ontology annotation, biological process: biosynthetic process; one-carbon metabolic process; 10-formyltetrahydrofolate catabolic process. Bases 59 to 2833 code for a protein of 924 amino acids. The record is from RefSeq and is a predicted model, not a curated record. Lineage: Eukaryota; Metazoa; Chordata; Lepidosauria; Squamata; Candoiidae. Gene Ontology annotation, molecular function: aldehyde dehydrogenase (NAD+) activity; formyltetrahydrofolate dehydrogenase activity. Gene Ontology annotation, cellular component: cytoplasm. The transcript has 23 exons.
UCGGUCGUUCCUGCUGGGUCAAGCGGGCGGCUGGUCCUCGGCGCCUCUGCCCUGCAAAAUGCUCUCCAAAAGCAAUCACUUGCUGAGGAAAUUCACCACCACGGCCAGGGACUAUUAUCAAAACAAACUAAAGCUAGCUUUAAUAGGCCAGAGUCUGUUUGGACAAGAAGUCUACAAGCAUUUGCAAAAAGAAGGGCACAAAGUUGUGGGAGUGUUCACAGUCCCAGACAAAAAUGGAAAAGCGGAUCCUUUGGCAUCAGCUGCAGAAAAGGAUGGAACUCCAGUGUUCAAAUUCCCAAGGUGGAGAGUUAAGGGCAAACCUGUCCAGGAAGUUCUUGAAGCCUAUAAAUCAGUUGGUGCAGAACUGAAUGUCCUUCCAUUCUGCACACAGUUCAUUCCCAUGCAGGUUAUUGAAGGUCCAAAGCAUGGUUCUAUUAUUUACCAUCCCUCAAUCCUUCCUCGCCACCGAGGAGCAUCUGCAAUCAAUUGGACUUUAAUUCAAGGAGAUAAGAAAGCUGGAUUUUCAGUUUUUUGGGCAGAUGAAGGUUUGGACACCGGACCAAUUCUUCUGCAGAGGGAAUGUGAUGUUGGCCCAAAUGAAACCGUUGAUGACCUGUAUAAUCGGUUUCUUUUCCCAGAGGGAAUAAAAGCUAUGGUAGAAGCUGUGCAGCUAAUUGCUGAUGGCCAAGCUCCUCGACUACCUCAGUCUGAAGAAGGUGCUACAUAUGAAGGCAUCCAGAAGAAAGAAAAUGCACAGAUUUCUUGGGAUCAACCAGCUUCUGCUUUGCACAACUGGAUCAGAGGACAUGAUAAAGUACCUGGAGCCUGGACAGAAAUUAAUGGCCAGAUGGUUACUUUCUAUGGUUCAUCCAUUCUUGAUGGCUUAACACCUCCAGGUGAAGAGCUGGAAAUAAAAGGUGCUGCAAAACCUGGUCUGGUAACGGACAAUGGUCUGGUUCUGUUUGGCAAUGAUGGAAAGAUGUUGCUAGUAAAGAAUCUUCAGUUUGAAGAUGGAAGAAUGAUCCCAGCAUCUAAAUACUUCUCCACUGAUGAGAUGGCUAUUAUAGAACUUACUGAAGAGGAGAAGAAGAUGGCAGAAAAUAUUAAGUCCAUUUGGAAGGGAAUUUUGAGCAAUGUGGCUAUAAUUGAGGACACCACUGACUUCUUUAAAGCUGGAGCAACGUCAAUGGAUGUGGUUAGGGUGAUUGAAGAGAUCAAGCAAAAAUGUGCUGGACUUGAACUUCAGAAUGAAGAUAUCUACAUGGCCCCCAAAUUUGGUGAUUUUGUUCAAAUGGUAGUCAGAAAGCACAGGGGAGAAGAUAAGGAGGAAGAAUUAGUGAUAGAUUAUGUUUCAAAAUACAUUAACCAUAUGACUGUAAAGAUGCCAUAUCAAUGUUUUAUCAAUGGGAAAUUUGUAAAUGCUGAAGAUGGAAACACAUAUGACUCUAUAAACCCAACAGAUGGAUCAGUGAUUGCUAAAGUGUCACUCGCUACAGUGAGUGAUGUUGACAAAGCAGUGGCAGCAGCAAAGGAUGCCUUUGAAUAUGGUGAAUGGGGAAAGAUGAAUGCAAGAGAAAGAGGACAAUUAAUGUACAGACUUGCAGAUCUGAUGGAAGAACAUCAAGAAGAGCUGGCAACCAUAGAGGCUAUUGACUCAGGAGCUGUGUACACAUUAGCUUUGAAGACCCAUGUAGGAAUGUCAGUGCAAACAUUCCGUUAUUUUGCUGGAUGGUGUGACAAAAUACAGGGUUCUACCAUUCCAAUAAACCAAGCACGACCAAACCACAAUUUAACGUUCACCAGAAAAGAACCCUUAGGAGUCUGUGCUAUUGUUAUUCCAUGGAAUUAUCCACUGAUGAUGCUGGCAUGGAAGAGUGCAGCAUGUUUGGCUGCUGGCAAUACUUUAGUCCUGAAACCAGCACAGGUAACUCCGUUGACUGCCUUGAAAUUUGGAGAGCUCUCUGUGAAAGCAGGAUUUGCUAAAGGCGUUAUCAAUAUUUUACCUGGUUCAGGAGGUUUAGUAGGACAACGCUUAUCAGAACACCCAGACAUCCGUAAACUUGGGUUCACUGGCUCAACACCAAUUGGGAAACAUAUCAUGAAAAGCUGUGCUGUCAGUAACCUGAAGAAGGUUUCUCUGGAACUAGGUGGAAAAUCCCCACUGAUCAUAUUCAAUGACUGUGAGCUUGACAAAGCUGUGAGAAUGGGCAUGGGAGCAGUAUUCUUCAACAAAGGAGAGAAUUGCAUUGCAGCUGGUAGACUGUUUGUGGAAGAAUCCAUUCAUGAUGAGUUUGUUAAAAGAGUGGUGGAAGAAACCCGGAAGAUGAAAAUAGGUGAUCCACUUGAUAGAGCUACAGACCAUGGACCUCAAAAUCACAAAGCACAUUUGGAAAAGCUUCUGGAGUACUGUCAAACUGGAUUAAAAGAAGGAGCAACUUUAGUAUGUGGAGGAAGACAAGUAUGUAGACCAGGCUUCUUCAUGGAACCUACCAUAUUUACUAACGUUGAGGAUGAUAUGCAUAUUGCCCAUGAAGAAUCUUUUGGGCCAGUAAUGAUCAUUUCCAAGUUCAAAGAUGGAGAUGUUGAUGGAGUGUUGGAACGAGCCAACAGAACAGAAUAUGGUUUGGCUUCAGGUGUUUUCACCAAAGACAUAAGCAAAGCACUGUAUGUCAGUGACAAACUGGAAGCUGGAACUGUUUUUAUUAACACCUAUAACAAAACUGAUGUGGCAGCACCAUUUGGUGGAUUCAAGCAGUCUGGUUUUGGAAAGGAUUUAGGUGAAGAAGCUCUUAAUGAGUACCUGAGAACAAAAGCUGUAACUGUGGAGUACUGAGCAGCUCAGCCAAGAAGCCCCACUUCUUCCUCUGAUCCAAGGCAACUACAGGAUUACAAACAGAAAAAAAUGUAGAAAAUGCUUCCUGACAUGAAAAUGCAAGCCAGUAUCUUGGUGCAAUGAGCCAAUUAAGAACAUCUGCAUUUAUUCACAGUAAAUGGAGUGGAGUUCAACACUUGCUAUGGAUUAAUUAUUAA